Molecule: messenger RNA, 3475 nt
Organism: Metopolophium dirhodum (rose-grain aphid)
Lineage: Eukaryota; Metazoa; Arthropoda; Insecta; Hemiptera; Aphididae
Exons: 6
Coding region: 383-772 (129 amino acids)
Source: RefSeq, a predicted model, not a curated record
AAAGCAUUGUAAGUCCUAUUGACUCGAAAGAAGCGUUGAACUGCAAAUGGUUUGGUUAUACAUGGCGGCAAAGUCAGAGAGAAUAAGUGAUUGUUAAAAAUAACAAAAUAUUUUCGAGGUCGGACCAUGGUUGAUUAAACACACGGAUUCAGUCUGAAACACCUAAACUUUUCACUUUUGAGUUCGAUUUGUUUUUAAUUAAUAGAGCACUAUAUGAAACAGAUGGUUAGCAUUUUAUCUACCCAACUACGGAAAAUUGAGCGAAGAAAUAGGAAAAAUAACAUCAGUGGCGCAAUCUGUCUGGUUUGGCGGAUCUCAAUUUUGCGGAUCGCUUAAAAUUUUAAGUAUUGCAGUCAGCAGAUUCGUUUUUUUUCAGCUCAACAUGGAUAUGAUAUCUGAUGAAAAGAAAAAAUCGGAGAUUUCGUAUCUAUUGGCCCGGUUAGAUUCGAACACGGUCACAUUAAGCCGUGUAUGCAUAGAAAAAUAUGGAAACCCAUACUUGAGAAUUUUGAUGGACCACAUAUUAUUUGAUUUUAAUGAUAACAUCACUUUGACCAGUACAGAUCAAAACUCAUUAACCUCGUACUCUCUAUCUUUGUUUCGUGGGAUGAAUUUUAAUUUGGUUAAGGUUGGGAAAUAUAAUAUAUUAUACUACAACGGAAAAAUAUUGACCACGCCAACAAUAAUAGAGAUAAUUCCAGCAACGUUUUAUACACUUUUAUUACUACCGAGAUGGUGUUACAAUGGUAAAAUAAUAGAAUACUUCAUAUGAUAAUUGUAUUGUUAUUAAUAUCUAUUGAACUACAAUCAAAUACAUAAUAUGUAAUAAUAAAUGUAUAUAGAAUGUACGAUUGUUUACCAAGGAUGAAGGAAACUAUAUUCACAUCUUGUGGCAGUUUUUUACAACACUUUUUUUUGUACGUCAUUUAGGUACACGAAUAUCUUCUAUACUGUGGUCUCAUGCUUCUCGACAUGUUGUUAUUAGCUUAUUUCAGCGUGGUUUAUCGGAGUAAGAAUGGACACGACUGACACAAUAGCACUUAACUAGAUCAAAAAGGACGACAUAUUAAUGUUCUCGGCUGAAUACCUAUGUUGUGGUAUUCAAUAAAACUGACAAUAAUAAUUAUUUAAUGAUUUAAAUGAUUAUUAUUUGUGUGAAGGUUCAUAUGAAAAGUAAAUAAUAAGAAUGUUAAAAUCACCUAUACCUGACUUGACGUGCCAAAAAUUACCUAUUUUUUCUCCUGCAUGCCAUUAAAUUAUGAAAAACAAAUGUUAUACCUAAUUAAUAUUAUAGUAAAAAAAUAUAUAUUAAACGUGAAAAUAAUCUUACUGUCAACAAACAUUAUGAAACUAGCAAAUUCUGUUUAGUCUGAGAGUUUUUCAUAUUUUUUCGGAUUUAUUCAAUAAGAAACUGUAUACAAAUAUUAUUUUUUUUUCGUUAUAUGAGUGAUCACAUAGCGUUAGAGAGAAUCAGAAGAAGUUUUGACUGGAUUUUGCAAUUUACUAUAACCUGUGUAGUGACGGCGUAACGUAUAGGCAAAAUAGGUACAUAAUUUUUUAGCAACAUGGAAAAAACUUUAAAAAUCGCAUUAAAUUUACAACCGUAUUAUUAUUAUGUUGAAAUAUAUUUAUUUUUUAUUUUUAUUUUUUUAUUAAUUAACCCGCGGAAACUUAGGCCAUUGGGUGGUUUUUACUGUGUGGGCGGGUACUGUAUGUUUUUUAAAGACGUUUCAUACAGUUUGGCAGAUUUUUUAGUGGGCACCCGUAGGUAUCUGCUAUGCCCGAGUAGGGGAUGGCAGCAUUUCUCUCCGGAUGCCGUGACUUGCUUGGGAAAAAAUGUUACUCACGGCCGAGGUUUUGAACCGGCGUCGGUGCGCGACGCUACCGACGCUUUGGUCCACUCAGCCACUCCAUCCCCCUUGAAAUAUAUUAAUAUUAUGAUAGUUUGUAUAUAUACUUCAAUAUUUAGAGUACAAUGGGUUAGAAAUUGUAUUGUAAACACUAUCCUCUACAUACGUAAUGCAUAGUAAUUAAUAUAAUAUUAAAGUGUUUUUUACUUACUAUUUAAAACAAUAUUUGUAGAACCGAUAGAUUUAAAUACUAAUAGUGCCUUAAUUGAAACAUCUCUUUUUUUUUUCGUUAAAAUAACUAUAUUAUAAUAUUAUAAUAGGCAUGCAAAAUUGUAUUGUCGUACCAUGACACACACAGAUGUUGUGACAAAAUAUAUCAAAUAAUAGAGCUAACUAAACAAAAUAACUUUCCGAUUGUUGGGUGCGGAAAAUACUGUCGUCCCUAUAUGGCCUAUAGUAUAAAUAAUUAAAAUUUAUAAUAAUAUAAAAUUCAUAAAUUGUUCGUAAUCAAUUAUUUAAGAUAUUGUUCAAUCUUAUAAUUUUACCACUUAAAAAUAUAUUAUACUAGUCUGUUAAGGUUACUAUAUAAUAUAUUGUGCCCUUGUCAACACCAUUCUUGGGUACGAAUGUAUUGUUUGGGAUCCUCAUACCACUAGUAACGUAAAUCAAAUUGAACGAGUCCAAAAUACAUUUUUACGUUUUGCUAAUUAUGUUUUAAGAAUUCACUGUCCAUCCUAUGACUACAACUCACCAAUAACUAAUCUGCUUAUGUUAAUCUGCCAUGUUCGAUGAGCAAAGACGAUUUGCUGGUAUUAGAUUUAUUGGAGGACUGUUAAAGGGCAAAGUUGAUCUUAUUUCGCUAAUAUUCUUUAAGGUACCUCAGCGUUUCACUAGAUCUACCAUUCCUUUUCAUGUCCCUCAUGCCAUCACAAACUAUUUAGCUAACGAACCAAUGAGAAGGUUGAUGGUGAAAGCUAAUUUUUUAAUUUUUUGUUUAAAAACUUUUUCCCUAUUUAGUUGUUAUAUAUAUUUUAUUAUGCAUGUACUUAUAAUUUACUUUUAAUACACAUUAUACAAAAAAGAGCCAUCAAAUAAUUAGUAUAGAACCCAAUAAGCAAUAUGCAUGAAAUCGUUCAUAGUCACUGUUAGUUUAUUGAUAAUGGCACUGGGAAAUUUUAUGAUCGUUCUCAUUUCAACGAUGUCGUUUAAAAAUCAAAUAGGUCUAGUAUAAUUUAUUCAUUAUUAUUUGUUUUAAUAAUUAUCUUGUUACCAUAAUAAUUUGACAACCUAUACCUGUUGGGUACUAUAGUUACACAACCUAGCUUUACAAUAAAGGAUAUACCAUACCAGUGGAAUAAAGGUAUUUUCAGUUAAAUUUAUUUCAUAAUAUUGUCCACAAUAGUAACUAAUUGUAUAAUAUAUAUUUAUAGAUUUCUUCAUUAUUUGAAGUUAUAAUAAUAUGUUUAUUAUUACUCAGUUUGUUGUAUUAAAUUCAUGGGAAUAUGUGUAAAAUAUACACUGUUGCGAAACGUUUCAGUUCAUUGAAUAAUCAAACUAUAAUUAAAAGUGCUUUUUGAUCUGAUAACUUGACUUACUUGACGUAAACUUAAAUAUCUUCUAUGUUA